GUGGAAUCUAUUAUAGAUUCACCAGCGAGAAGAUGGUUAAGUUGGAUGGACUGUUAUAACACUCUACCGAUGUACGGUGAUUAUGAAGCACAAAGACAUUGGAUGGAACUUACGUUACAUGUUCCAAUUAAUCAAUGGUAUUACUACGAUUUGGAUUGGUGGGGUCUUGAUUAUCCUCCGUUGACGGCAUAUGUGAGCUGGAUUUGUGGUAAAAUAGGUUCUAUACUUGAUCCAACUUGGUUUGCCUUGGAUAGUUCACGUGGUUAUGAGAGUGAUGAAAGUAAACUGUUCAUGAGGUCUACAGUCUUAGUUUGUGAAUUUUUGAUUUAUGUACCAGCAGUUUUAAUGUUUGUUAAUUGGUGGUUUGUUGGUAAUUCAUGGAAGAAGCGGGAAUUGGCAGUAUUGUUGAUUCUCUUGCAACCUGCCCUUAUAUUAAUAGAUAAUGGUCAUUUUCAAUAUAAUUCUGUAAUGCUUGGUUUAACCCUGUGGGCGGUCAAUUGUUUUUUCUAUGACUAUGAUGUUCUAGGAAGUGUAUUCUUUUGUCUUUCCUUGAGUUUUAAACAGAUGGCACUCUACUAUGCUCUCCCAAUUUUUUCAUAUUUGUUAGGAAAGUGCAUAAAGAAUGAUGUACGAGGGAUUGUGAAGUUGGGCAUUACAGUGAUUGUUACUUUUGGAAUAGUAUUUUAUCCUUUCCUAGGAUCUUUAGAACAAAUUUCACAAGUCAUUAUUCGCAUAUUCCCAUUACAACGUGGGCUAUAUGAAGACAAAGUCGCGAAUAUUUGGUGUGCAAUUAAUGUAAUUAUCAAGUUGAGAGAAAUUUUUGAUAUUCAUGUGUUGGCUAAAAUUAGCUUAAUUACCACCGUAUUGGCUAUUUUGCCAUCAUGCGUUUAUCUCGGAUUAAAUCCUGAUAAACGUUACCUUAUUUAUGGUUUAGCAAAUUCAUCACUAGCUUUUUUCAUGUUUUCGUUUCAAGUCCAUGAAAAAUCUAUUCUGUUACCUGUGUUACCUAUUUGUCUAUUAAUUUUAGAUGAUACUUUUUGGUGUUCUUGGUUUAUAAAUGUUGCAAUGUUCAGUAUGUUUCCGCUAUUGAAAAAGGAUAAAUUAGUUUUGCCAUAUUUUACUGUAUGGCUUAUGUGGAAUUGGAUUGGUUCUUUUAUCAAACAAGAUACCAAACCUAUAAUAUUAAAAUAUAUAUCAUGG
Messenger RNA from Dentiscutata heterogama, 1200 nucleotides. The record is from the annotation of a GenBank genome assembly. Lineage: Eukaryota; Fungi; Glomeromycota; Glomeromycetes; Diversisporales; Gigasporaceae.